AAAAGAAAAAAGUAUAUAUACUUAACAUUGUACAUUUCUUUGAUUUUCUUAACUUUUGUGAAUGAUUUAAAGGCACACUUUUUGGAGGAAGGCGGCGAUGAUAAGAAUGACUUCUCCAUUGAAGACGGCGUAGGUCCCCAUCCAGGAUGGGUACUUUUACUCCGGUUUAGCAAAGAUGGUGAAGUCAAUGUUCGCCGAGCUCUAACGUUUGCUGCAAAACAUAUCGAGUCCGACGGUGGUCGCAUACUUGGCCUUGCAAGGUCUCACUCGGUACGAAUUCGAGAGGGAGGAGAUUCCUGGGUAACAUUUGGAGGAAUGCGUUAUUUUGGUGGCGGUAACUGGGACGUCCAGCAGGCCCCAAAUCACAAUGAUACAACUUACAGUGUCCUUGCAAUCUAUUUUCCCUCUCUCACUAGAGCAAUACAGUGGUUUGAUAGAGAUUCAUGCUUCAAACAGAAAGAUUUUCCCCCGCCCUACACAACAGAUUGCAUAGCACUUCCACUGAAUUCUAGUGUUGAUACAAAAUUUUGCAAAACAUUGGUAUUGACGGAAUACCCACGAAUCAGUCAUCCCGAAUACUUCAGGGACAAGUUCUCCAUACCAACUCAAGAAAUGAUGAGCAAAAGAUUUAGUGCAACUCCAUAUGUUGUUAAAGCAACCUCGAUUCCCACUGACGACCCACGACAAAGAGUUGCACGACAUUUGCGUGGCUCAUGGAUCAAGAGAAACAGUAUAAUCACUUUAAGUUUGUUUGGAAGUCUCAAUGAAACACAUAGAUAUUUCACAGAUCCCGAAUAUUUGAGGUGCAAAGAAGCCCAGGAUAGAGUUUCAGCACCCACAACUGUAAUAAUGGAUCUUGAAGACUGGAGACUGUAAAUGAGCUCGGGCAUCAUAAUAGUGAUACUAAUGAUAUAUAUAUAUAUAUGCACAUACUUGUAAAUGACAUUGUUUUAAUUGCAGGCUUUGAAUAAAGCCUGAUAAUAGGAUAGUUGUGUUUUGUUUAUGAUUAUUUAUAGAAACAGGCCAGAUAAGUACAUUAACUUCGUUUGAUAAGUACGUUAACUUUAUAAGAUAUGUACAUUAAUUUUAAAAGAUAUGUUCAUUACCUUUAUAAGAUAUGUAUAUUAUCUUUUUGAGGUAUGUACAUGUACUUUCAUUUCAUAAGAUAAGUUGACAAUCUUUGUGAUAUAUGUACAUUAAUUUUACAAGAUAUGAACUUUAACUUUAAAAUUUAUCUACAUUAACUUUAUAAAAUAUGUACAUUAAUUUUAUAAGAUUUGAACAUUAACUUAAUAAGACAAGAUCAUUCACUAAGAAGGAUAUGUACCUUACUUUAUAAGAUUUGUACAAUAAGUUGAUAAGAUACAUAUAAUAGCUUUGUAAGAUACCGGUAUUAUCUGUGAUAUAAACAACCUCCCGUCCUCGUUUUGUUUGUCAACUAAGUAGAGUUUAAAAAUGUAUUAUACGCAAUCAAUAAAACGAAUAGAUUAGUGUUUGAUAAAUGCAUUUGAUAAAGAUAAAAUAUAUGGAUGUAUGUAUCUAUUAAACAAACUAAAUUGUAUAUAUAAAACAUAUGUGUGUUAGUAAGAGGUAUUUAACAUUUAGUGCUUCGUAUCUGGUAUACGUGACAUUUUUACAGUCUGUGAUAUAAGCUUAUAUUUAUGAAAGCAAGAUUUAAGAAAUUAGAUAGUUUUUUAUGUAUUUUUUUUUAUUUUCAAAGUGGUUUCUUUUAGAUCAGAUAAAAUAUUCGUGUUUUUAUACAAUAUAUUGUAACUGAUAAAUGUAAAUGUUAAGAGGUGAUAAAAGAACUGUUUUAUCAGUGAGCUGUUUUAUCUGUAGAUCUAUAUGUUUCUGUCAUUAUCUGUCUCAUUGUAUGGAUAUAUUGCACAUACUUCAUGACCUAUUGCGGUGAUAUAAUUUAUUGGUACGGAAAUGAAAUAUUUGAUAUGACUUAACAUGUACUUAAUAUUCUCUUGUAGAUAUAUAGUUCAAUAAAUAUAACCAGAAAAGAG
Messenger RNA from Ruditapes philippinarum (Manila clam), 2012 nucleotides. RefSeq lists its product as uncharacterized. Lineage: Eukaryota; Metazoa; Mollusca; Bivalvia; Venerida; Veneridae. The record is from RefSeq and is a predicted model, not a curated record. The transcript has 8 exons. The coding region runs from base 316 to 876 and encodes 186 amino acids.